This is a messenger RNA of Camellia sinensis, 1725 nucleotides long. Lineage: Eukaryota; Viridiplantae; Streptophyta; Magnoliopsida; Ericales; Theaceae. The record is from RefSeq and is a predicted model, not a curated record.
AUGGGUAUGUGGAGGUGGAAGGUAGACACCCCACUUAAGCUAGAAUAUUUCAAGCAGGAGUUCGUCAUCCCUGCCGAUGUUCACUUUAGGUUGGCUGGGGAGGAGGACUCCAUCAUGCCCAAAGACGAUUCUAUGCCUUUUCCAGUCAUAGCUUUCGUAGAGUGUGGACUUAGGCUCCCUCCCGAUAUUCUUUUCCUAGAAUUCCUUCACUAUUAUAAACUCAACCCAAUGCAAUUAGCUAUUAUCUCUUACAGAGUCAUUAACGUUCUUCCUCAGCCUCAAAAGGACUUCUGCAAAAACUUCUAUCCCAGUAAGGAUUUUAAGAAGCUACUCAACUUGCCUAUCAAUCAACACAAGGCUCCUCUGCUCCUGAACUAUAUCCCGACUUACAAAUCCGUCUUGCCCGACAUCCCGAAAAAGAGCAAGUCUCCUCCCUCAGCAACAACUCCUACUACAACUUCAUCGCCUCGGCCAGAUCAGGGAUCAACAUUUGGUCCUAUGGAACAGCCAUCAACCUCGGCUCCACAAAUAAUCCUACCUUCUCAACACAAACGCCGACGCCGAACCGCAGCUACCGUUGAGAUGGGUCAUAAGAAGGCUGUAGUAGAUGACCUUCUAGCCAACAUCCCCAACAUUGUCACCGUACAACCUUCACCAUCCCAGUCUCAACCAAAGCCAAAGCCGAAGCCAAAAAGACUGAAGAAAGCCCAACCCAAGGCAACGAUAACUCAGAUCGACUCUGAGGAUACCUUGUCGAUCUCUAAAAUUGCUAAGGUGGAAAAAAGUGCCUCCACCGCCGAAAAGCGGCCCGCCGAGGCUGCUCCAUCUGAAUCAACCCGGUCAAAGAAACCGAGGUCAGAGUCUACGAAAACCUUAGGGUCCAUGAAAUCUGAUGCCCCCUGGGCCCCUCUAAUUACUAUUAAGGACAAGCUAGUCAAGGUCGGCGAUAGCGCAACUGACCUUGAAGUCGGCGUCGCAUUCUCUACUGCCUUGUUCCUUCCAAAAGACCUCGAAUGCAACACCGAGGUCAGCGAAUACGAAAACUCUGCUCUAAUGUUGCAGCACUCCGUUCAAGCAAUCCAGCACGCUUACUCCUUCGCGAUGCAAGCUUUUGACAUCAAGAAGGAGUUGGUCAACAAGACCAAGGAGGCUGAUAGUUUGCUGAAGACAGUCAACAAAGCCGAGGCCAAGAUGAAGACACUGAUGGAUCAGGCCAAGGCAGCAAAAAAAGCCCAAGACGAGGCCGAUGAGAGGGCCGGCGCUGCUAAGGCCAUUGCUAAGGUUCUUGAAGCUGAGAAAAAAGAGGCCGAAGCAAAGACCGCCGAAGCCCAAGCCGAGCUCAUUGCUGCCUUGGCCGCAAAGGACGCCGAGAUCAAGACGGCGGAUGAGAAGGCGUAUGCCGAGAGGGCAACCGACAUCAAAGAAGACUACAAGAAACAAGAGUUGGCUGUCCCCGAGGAUUCUGCUCUCAAGAAUGCUAGCAACCUCGUCCUGCCAUUUCCUCCCUCUCCAAGCCAGUCCGAGGACGAGGUUGAGUCCGAAGAGGAAGCUGAGGUCGAAAAGUCCGAGAAGGCUAUGGAUGCUGGGGCCAAAUCCCCAACUCUGAAUGAGCAAGUCUUGGACUUGACUCAGGAUAAGGCGGACGAGGUCUCAAAAGAUGCCACCCCUGAGAAGAAAACAUCUGACGCGCCUAUCACCAAGAAGAGCAUCGACCAGACUCUCUAA